AUGACUUAUAUUUCAAUUUUAUUGUUCUGGCUCGUGUGCAUAUAUUAGUGAAAUAUUGGUAUUACAUGUUUUGGAUAUCAAACAUCUUCAUUGGGACCAAACUGAUUUUAAUCAACUUUGAAAAUGGACAUUUUUGCGUUACUCUUUUUGUUUGCUCUACCAGACUUUUGCAUCUUUGUAGAAGACGCUGGCUAUCAUAAAUUGUUACCUUUAUCACGGCACCGUUAUUACAUUUCGGAACAAGAAACGGAAUGGGGAAAUAGCACUUGCACCUUGGCUCUUCCAAAUCUUGAUUAUAACGAUCUUGGUAUCUUUGCUGAAACAGAGAAGGAUACAAAUUGGUUUAUGGAUUGGUUUAUUCCAAGCUCAACUCAGUUUCGCAUACGUCGGUUGCAAUAAACUGAAUGACAGCGGUGCUCUACUCGCACACAAUAUAAGUGAGUGCAGGUGGAAGAGUGGAUGUGAUACAUUUGCUAUACGGAAAAAAGAUGAUGAGAAUAUUAAAUGCAAGUGUUUAAAUUCCUCUGUUGUUGCAAGCGAAUCAAAAUGCACUUCAACAUGCAAGGCUGCAGAUGCUUACAAAUGUGGCAAAGAGGGACAAGAUUAUUUUUCAAUUUACACAGUUCAAAAUGCUACGAGAUGUUUUAAACAUUGCGGAUACGCAAGCAAGAGGUGCUUAAACCGAAUAGGAUACAACAGUAUAAUAUGGUCGAUCUGUGUUCAACCUAACAUGCAGAACAUAGUCUGCAGCGAUAGGCCAUUCACAGAUAUGAAUGGAUCAGUUUGGGAUAUUGGGACAGAAGUAUCCAGUUCAGCAGAUGCAGGAGAGAAAUGUUUUGCCAAAGGCCUGUUCCCGGCAACCUUAAGGCACAUUGAAUCUUCAAUGAUUUCAAAUAGCAGUACAUACUGGACAAGCAUAAUCAGAAUGAACUCAAUGAUUCGAACAGACGAAACAUUCUACACCGACGGACCGAGACUGUAUGCUUACAUCAUCAAAUUUGAUGGUCACAGACUUGGAGUUAAGUUUGACGAUGGACGCAGCAACAUCAGACGAAAGAGUCUUUGUGAAACACCGACCUUUGUAACAACAACAGCAACGACAAAAGAAGGCGAUACCACAUCCACAUUGAACUUUCCAGAAACAACUGAGGAUACUAGGACAAUACCAAAAGCAACUACAACAGAAGGCCAUCCCACAUCGAAAAUUCCAGAAACAACAGAGACUUCUAGUACAAAACCAAAAGUUGAUCAACGAGUCCCGGUUGUUGAGAUUUCUGCUAGCGUUUUAGCACUUAUCGGUUUUGGAAUAUUAAUCGUCAUUAUUCUGAGGAAGAGGGGAUGGCUACGUUGUUUUGAUGAUAGUAAAAAUGAAAACAAAGAAUCACCAGUGAAGUUCACAAAUACUGAUUGCACCGAGUCACAAACACGUGAUGGUCCAAAGGCAGAUCAAGAUCAAGGUUAUUCCGUGACCGAAGACAUGCCAACUAAAAACAAAACUUCAGGAAAGGGCCAAAUGAUGUGUGACUAUGUUGAUGUUAACAAUAUGUCUGUUACUAAAAACAUUCCACGCAAUAUUCAGCAUACUGCAAAUGUACACAACAACGUCAACCAGGGACUAGAAGUAUAUGACCAUCUUAAACAUUUCGGCAUGCAAGACCACGACAUUUCUCAACCAAUACACGACUAUGAUUCCACGACCGCCACAUUCAGUGGAAAUCAGGACGACACAUAUAACCAUUUGUCAAUGAAUGAAAGUCCUAAUCAUAGACGGAAUACAGAUAAUGUUUACGGAGUACAGAACAAAGGCGAACUUGAUCAGAUAUAUAACCAACUGAAUGAGCGACCUGAACGGAAACACACUUUGGAAAACAUUUAUGGACUACAAGACAAAAAUGAAACUGAAUAUGACACAACAGUUGAGACACCAGUCACUUGCAAAGAUAGGUCGGAGAAAACUACUGGUGUAAACUAUGAUAAGGUUAACAAAAACUGGUUCGAGGAAGUUUUUAGAAACCGUUGAGUGAAAUAGCAUUACUGAAUAAGACAGACCCUGACCACCUUGAAGGAACUAUGAUGGAUUUACCACCUGCCAAAAUUGGGGUUACCG
This is a messenger RNA of Mya arenaria, 2107 nucleotides long. RefSeq lists its product as uncharacterized. The transcript is spliced from 12 exons. NCBI's taxonomy places the organism in Eukaryota, Metazoa, Mollusca, Bivalvia, Myida, Myidae. Bases 731 to 2020 code for a protein of 429 amino acids. The record is from RefSeq and is a predicted model, not a curated record.